AUGAAAGUAAGGUUUAUUUUUGUAAUAUUUUGUAUCAGUACUUUAUUUAUUUUAUUUUUAACUAUAUUAAAAACAGAUCUUGGAAAUAAUACAAAAUAUUUAUAUAAUACAAAUAAUACAAAUGAAAAUAUUUCUUCAAUCAUAAAGUUUAUUAUUAAACCAAAAUGUGAUAUUAAUUUUAUAAUUUGGAUUGUCACAUCUUCUGCAAAUGAUGCUGCAUAUAGAACAGCAUUACGAUAUGCAUAUCCAAAUGAAAUGUUAAAAAGUUUGAAUAUCACAAGAGUUUUUUUAUUAGGAAAACCUAAAGAAGAAAGUAUGUGGAAAUAUAUAUUAAAAGAAUCACAAAAGUAUAAUGAUUUGUUACAAGGAGACUUUUUGGAAAAUUAUAAAAAUCUUACAUUAAAACAUUUGAUGGGUUUAAAAUGGGCAUCAAGUAAUUGUAAAGCUAAUUUUCUAAUAAAAACUGAUAAUGAUAUUGUAUUAGAUAUUUUUGAGAUAUUAAAACUUUUACAAGAAAAAAAAAUAGAGGAAAAUACUAUGUCUGGAUAUAUUUUAAGAAAUAUGAAACCAAUUCGAAUAUCAAAUAAUAAAUGGUUUGCUACAAAAGAAGAUUUUCCAGGUGAAAUUUAUCCAGAUUUUCUUUCAGGAUGGUUUUAUAUAACCAAUUUAAAAGUUGCACAAUUAUUAAUUAAUACAAGUGAAAAAUUUAAGAAUUUUUUUUGGAUAGAUGAUGUAUUUAUUAGUGGAAUUUUAAGACAAAAAUGUGAUAUUAAACUUAAAGAAUUAAAUAGUUUUUAUGCAACAGAUUAUAGGUAUUUGGAAUGUUGUAUACGAGAUAAAAAGAAAAAACUCAAAUGUGAGUUUAUUGCAGGACCUGAUGGAGGUAAAAAAGAAUUACAUAUCAAGUUUAGAAAAUUUUCUGAAUAUUGUCAAUGGAAUUGUUAUAAAAGAAUGAAAGAACAAUUAGUAUCAAAAACUUGUGUAGUUGCUUAUGAAGAAGAAAUGCACGUUGUGAAUUCUAAAGCUUAUAUUUACUAUGUAUAAAAUUUAUAAAGUUAAGUUAUAUUGGAAUUAUUUCCAAUUUAAGUUAGAAAUAAAUUGCAACUAACUUUGCGAUGAUAUGAAGCAAAUUCACAACACCAAGUUCAUAUGAUAUUGUAAUAAUAACAAACUAAUGCGCAUACGUAAAUUAUUUGCACGAAUGGCGAUAACUUGAGUUUAUAUAUAAUCUUUAUUUAAAUAAAUUAAUAUUAAAUAUAAUUAAAAAAAAUAUAUAUUAAAUAUAUAUUAAAUAAACAUGA
Messenger RNA from Apis mellifera (honey bee), 1301 nucleotides. Its product is annotated as beta-1,3-galactosyltransferase 5. NCBI's taxonomy places the organism in Eukaryota, Metazoa, Arthropoda, Insecta, Hymenoptera, Apidae. Gene Ontology annotation, molecular function: hexosyltransferase activity. The transcript is spliced from 3 exons. The coding region runs from base 1 to 1044 and encodes 347 amino acids. Gene Ontology annotation, cellular component: membrane. The record is from RefSeq and is a predicted model, not a curated record.